GUCUCGUCUCGCUGCAUCUCGCCCGUCCUCCCUUCCUGUCGACCCGUCCGUUUGUCUCUGUCGCCCGUGUCCCGUGCCGCGUGCGUUCGUUCCAUCUUGGUCCGUUGGCGUCGUUGCGUGGUCGCCGUCCGCCGGCUUUGUUCUUUCUUCCCUCGCUCCGGCCUUUGACGCCGUCGUCCUCAGCCGCGCUCUCCAGGCGCCGUCCCAGGCCUCUGGCAACGCAUGAUCCCGACCACGACCGGCUGCUUAUCAGAUGUGACAGCCCGCCGCGAUCUGCGCUCUCGACGUACAAAUAUACCCCGCCCUCGCCCACGCACGCCAUCACGCAUCGCCCAUCGUCUUGGCAUCAGGCCAAGUGGGAGCUCGGCGGCGUCGUGUGCCACGUCUUGUGCUUCGUAGAACUCGCCCGCAGCAGAAACCUGCUCGCCAGGCCAUCUGCCGAAACACUGCACAGGCACAGCCUCUCUCGCCCGCUCCACGCUCGCCCACACACGUGUGUUGCUGCAAGGCUUUGCGAUUUGAUCUGAACCACGACUCGAUACACCCUCCGACUAAUCCAACGUAGACCGCCUUCUCCUGUGAGCCUGCUCCAGUCGCCUCCCUAGCCAGGUCUGCCGAACCGCAAGUCUUGCACACUGUGUGCGACCUAUCCUUGAACCGUCACCAAACGCCGUACCUUCGCCAUCCGACUUCCGCUGCCAUCCUUUCUCUCCAGACGGGCGAGAAUCAUUCCUGCCCUCAAGAUACACCACCCACCUCACCUCGCCCCGGAAGCUACCUUCCCGGAACCUCGCACGAUUCUUUCGACUCACGCGUAAACCUGGCGCUGACAAGUCUGCAUCACAGCCACCCACGUCCUUUCAUCUCGCAAGCCUGUAGAGCAGAUAUAUCGGUCCUGUGAUUGCCGCCCUCUCGCGUCAAGGCCGGUGUGAACGUACACAUUCACGCUAAUCGCACCAUGCUGCCAAGCUAAUCGCCCACAAUGCCUGCGCGUUCGACGGCAAGGUCGCCAUCCCCCGCUUCCAAGCGCUCGCUCAUCGACCGUAUCAAAAAGCCGUUCGGCCCAAAGGCCCGCCUCUAUUCCGACUUUUUCAUACAGCCAGAUGAUCCGCAUAGGGUAUAUGGACCUGGGGACGUCGUUACCGGUAGCGUUGUGUUGAAGGUAACGAGGCCUUUCAGCGUCACGCACAUUGUCGUCUGCUUGCAUGGCUAUGCGCAGGUCUACAAGACCCCAAACAGUCCUGGAGAAAGUUACAAACAUUACAAUGCCAUCCUUGCCUCAGGAAAGGCGAGAAAGUCGGGUGGAUAUUAUGGCAACGGCUUCGUGUCAUUGUUUGAGGACGAGAUCAUGCUGUGCCGCGAUGGCCGUCUCGGCGAGGGCACAUACCAGUUCAACUUCGAACUGAUCUUUCCAAGGGAACAUCUGCCAAGUAGUAUAGAUUUUGAGCGGGGCACAGUAUCGUAUUUGAUCACCGCAACUCUGACGCGCCCCACUACGCUGUCUCCCACAUCAACAUGCGAUCGGCCCGUAAGUUUCCAGGAAGACAUUGACGUCGCGCCUUUAUCACAGCCCAAACCACGAAUCAUCACGCUAGAGCCGAUAAUGCGUCGGUCAAGGACGAGGCACAGGGUUAAACGUCAAGCAACAAAUGCCACCACAGCAGCCACGGUCACUGCUACAGCCAUGGCAAUUGACCCGUCGAGCACGAAUUCGACAGCCGAUUCAGAGGACACCGCAACCGAGGCUGGGGUGAACGAUCGAGUUGCGGAAGCAGAGAGUCAGACGGGAGCGGAACCUCCGCAAAGUCCUGUACCGAGCGACGUCAGUUUCGACAGCUACGUCAGCAGCGGCGGUACGGGCUCCGCGAUUGACUCUGCCGCUCCAUCGGCAAGGACAUGUGAAAGCAGGCAUACCAACGGAAGGUCGAAUACUUGCACAAGUUGUCAAAAGCGCCCAAUAACGGCUACUAUCAGCAUAGAAAAAGCCGGAUUCUUAAGGGGUGAUUUGAUACCUGUCAGAGUCUGGCUCACCCAUACUCGGGCGGUAAAGAGCCUAAGAGGAGUCAUUGUUACGUUUUACCGUCGGGCAAGGGUGGACCUGAACCCAGCCCUGCCCGUAGUUCGGGGUGGAGAGGAUGAGGUGCAUCAAAAGCCCAAAAUCGGCCUGGCCGGACUUUCACUCUCGUCUGCAGGAUCUACACAUACCUACCGGAAAGAUCUUGAUCAGCAGUUUGCGUCACUCAUCGUCAAUCCUGUUACUCUACAGGCCGAUGUCAAGGUCAGUCUAAGGGUGCCGGAAGAAGCCUUCCCCAGCAUCGCCUCCGUCCCAGGUGCCAUGAUCAGCUUCAAGUACUACGUAGAGGUAGUAGUCGACAUCCAGGGAAAGUUGGCAGGACUUGACAAAUACCUACCAACUGCCGGUACCCCACAGAAUGCGACAUUGAAUGGACGUAUGGGUGAUUCGAACGGAGGCAUUUACACUCCCUGGGGCGGCCAUUUCGUCAACACGGAAGAGAUCAGGCGUGAGCGAAGUGUCGUCUAUUCCGUAUUCGAAGUGGUCGUUGGUACAAGAGAUAGCGAGCGGCGGAGUCCGUGGAAACAGCCUGCCUCAGACGGACCCACCAUAAUGGGACCAGAGGAAACUCAGAAUCAUGGGGCUCAACCGGAAAAUGUUGCAGAGCCAACGACAGCCGCGCGGAACAACAACGGCUACGAAUCACAUCGCACAAUGUCCUGGGAGCAAUACUGGCGACAUCAUCCACCGGACCAACAUAAUAAUGAUCAUCCUCCACCCAUCGAACAGUUUCCGCUGCCGAAUUUGGAGAAUGAACAGCAACUGAGUGAAAAGGAGCGCAUGCGGAGGGCUGAAGCGAGGUUGCUGCCCAGUGCUCCUCCAGAAAAUGGAGAACCGUCUGCUCCCAGAGCUGUGCUUACUCCAUCUGCGCCGCAAUUGAGCAGUGAGAGACCUCUGCCACCACUACCAUCUGCCCCGCCAGACUUCGAUUUUGGCCCCGAAGCCCCCUCGGCGCCCAGCAUCCUCACCGUGCAUCACGUAGGAGACGCUGAAGCCAAUGCACCGGCGUAUGAACAUGAUGACAGACUCGCGGUACCAGCGACUGAUGAGAAAGACGAACUUCGUCGUCGGAGGCUCGAAAUGGAGCGUUCUGCACCUGAGCUCCCUGAGGAGGACAUUUCUACAGCCGGUCCAUCGUCGCUGCGAACGCCCACUGCACCAUCUGCUCCUCUCGCAGAGAUGUUCGAGCAAACAUCACCUUCAGCACCGCUGCUUUCUGAAGAAGAACAUUUCGGCUUCUCAGCACCAUCGCCGCCUCAGCCUUUACCUCGCUAUGAGCGGUGAGGAAACACUACCGUAAGGUGAGGCGUUCUUCUCGCACGAGAUUACUCCCUGUCCAUCUUAUCUGAUAGAUAGGUGUGCAUGCGGGUUUCCACUCUAGGAAAGACUCAUGACUUUGACGAUCCUCACCUGUAAUGUACUCGUUUUACAAAGAGCACUGCGAACAUGGGAUAUUUUGAUUGCAGAGCAGCCUCUGCGAAAUUUAGUGCGGACGAAAUCAUUUUGUGCUUUUUAUUCUAUAUCGAAUCCCACUUCUUCGAUCUCAC
Messenger RNA from Verruconis gallopava, 3621 nucleotides. RefSeq lists its product as uncharacterized. The record is from RefSeq and is a predicted model, not a curated record. Lineage: Eukaryota; Fungi; Ascomycota; Dothideomycetes; Venturiales; Sympoventuriaceae. Gene Ontology annotation, cellular component: cytoplasm; plasma membrane; cytosol. The transcript is spliced from 3 exons. The coding region runs from base 983 to 3358 and encodes 791 amino acids. Gene Ontology annotation, molecular function: protein-macromolecule adaptor activity; ubiquitin protein ligase binding. Gene Ontology annotation, biological process: ubiquitin-dependent endocytosis.